CUAAUGGCCAGUUUUUACCUGUCUACCACCUCCUCCACACGGUCGUCCUGUUUAUUAAUGAGCUCCGGCGCGAGGUGAAACCCAUUCUGUGGCAGACAGGGGCCCCUCCAGUUAAUUAAGAUCAUCACAGGAUUAAUUAAUUUGACCAAAAUCAACCAUGGAGAAAGUUCGCAGCAAUAUGACAGCGUUUUGGAAAGAUCACUCGAAGGACGCCACAGUGGAGGAGAUGAUGCUGGACUCUCGGGCCAGGGAGCUGACUCAGCACGAGCUGCCAGAAAUCCUCUCCAUGCUGCCUUCUCUGGCUGGAUGCAAAGUGCUGGAGCUCGGAGCUGGCAUCGGUCGUUACACCAGUCACCUGCUGACUAAGGCCGCCCAUGUGACUGCUGUGGACUUCAUGGAAAGCUUUGUGGAGAAGAACAGGAAGGACAAUGGUCACCACAGCAACGCUGCCUUCAUCCAAGCCGAUGUCACAAAGCUGGAAAUGCCCCCAAAUAGUGUUGACUUCAUCUUCUCCAACUGGCUGCUUAUGUACCUGAGUGACGCAGAGCUAACGUCCUUUAUGGAGAAAGCACUCAACUGGCUGCCUCUGGGUGGCUUUCUUUUUUUCAGAGAGUCUUGCAACCACCGAUCAGGUGACUCCAAGAGGGACUUCAACCCCACAUGCUACCGCACUGAAAAACAGUACAAUGACCUGGUCUCAUCAGUACAAGUGAAGGGGCCAGAGGAGGGCCAGACGUUUGGUUUCGACGUCGUAUUGAAAAAGAGAGUUCGGACCUAUGUCGCGAUGAAAAACAAUCCCAAUCAAAUCUGCUGGCUGCUGGAGAAGGUUCGGCGCUCCUCAAACCCACAGAGUGGAUUCAACACCUUCCAGCAGUUUUUGGACAACUCUCAGUACUCCAGACGUGGCAUCCUGCGCUACGAGAAGAUGUUUGGGUCUGGUUACGUCAGCACCGGCGGAUUCAGCACCACCAAGGAGUUUGUGGACAUGCUGAACCUGAAGCCUGGACAGAAGGUCCUGGAUGUUGGUUGUGGCAUUGGUGGGGGAGACUUCUACAUGGCAAAAACCUUCGGAGUGGAGGUCCUUGGCCUGGAUCUGUCUGAAAACAUGGUGGACAUCGCCAUAGAGAGGGCCAUCUCUGAGAAGCUGCCAUCAGUGCAGUUUGAGGUGGCUGAUGCCACAAAGAGGACCUUUGCAGAAGGUUCAUUUGAUGUGAUCUACAGCAGAGACACGAUCCUCCACAUCGACGACAAACUGUCACUCUUCAAACGUUUCCAUUCAUGGUUAAAGCCAGGUGGUCAGUUGCUUAUCAGUGACUACUGCUGUGGGAAGAAGCCCUGGACGCCGGCAUUCGAGGCCUACAUCAAACAGAGAGGCUACAUUCUCUAUACAGUAUCUGAGUAUGGCAAGUUCAUUGAGGAGGCCGGUUUCUGCAGUGUUCAAGCAGAAGAUCGGACAGCCCAGUUCAUCCAAGUGAUGAAGACAGAGCUGCAAAGGGCAGAGGCCAUUAAAGAUGAGUUCAUCGAGGAAUUCUCCGAAGAGGACUAUUUUGCAAUAGUGAAUGGAUGGAAAGAAAAGCUAGAACGUUCCAACAGUGGUGACCAACGAUGGGGACUCUUUCAUGCAACAAGGAAUUGAGCGGUUGUUGCCAAGAAUGGAGCAGAUAAUAAAAGAAAAUGUGUUUUGACAUUUCUUUGUUUCUUUACGGUUGCAUCAUUGAUUAAAGUCAUUAACAAUUAUUUUGUUAA
Mugil cephalus (flathead mullet) is the source of this 1746-nucleotide messenger RNA. It is a transcript of the gene pmt, whose product is annotated as phosphoethanolamine methyltransferase. The record is from RefSeq and is a predicted model, not a curated record. Bases 158 to 1636 code for a protein of 492 amino acids. NCBI's taxonomy places the organism in Eukaryota, Metazoa, Chordata, Actinopteri, Mugiliformes, Mugilidae. The transcript has 12 exons.